Messenger RNA from Anastrepha obliqua, 1140 nucleotides. RefSeq lists its product as uncharacterized. NCBI's taxonomy places the organism in Eukaryota, Metazoa, Arthropoda, Insecta, Diptera, Tephritidae. The transcript has 2 exons. The coding region runs from base 111 to 902 and encodes 263 amino acids. The record is from RefSeq and is a predicted model, not a curated record.
UUUUGGAAAUAAAGUAGUAAGCGAAUAUUUACAUGUCUAACAUUAAUUAUAUCGGUUUUAAAUUUUUGAUUAAAAUAUUUACGUACAUAUUUGUUUAAAAAAUAUUCAAUAUGCUUAUGAUGUGUAGAGAGGAGUUACCCAACCCUCAUAGAAACUGCAUACAUGAUAUCCUAAAUACUCUUGUCUGUUAUGACAAUGAGUUGCGGCGCAUCAAUACCGAGUUACGCAAUUUAAAAUAUGAGCAUAAAAAGGAAACUGAAAAAUUAAAUUUUGGUUCGCCGGAGCUGAAUAAAACGGAGUGCAAAGGGUCUGAUACAAUUAUUAAUUUUACUCGGAAAAUAACCACGAUGCACGAUCUAAAUGAGUGUUUUUCGAAGAAAAUUGAAGAGCUGGAGAAAAAUCGUGAAGAAAUUAUCAGUGAUUCGCGGCAAUGCAUUUUAAGUUUAAAUGCCGAAAAGUGCAAAUUCCGACAGUUUCAUGAGAAAUCUGUCGAUUACUUAAAACGAUAUGCAAUCAAAUCCGAUGAUCCAACUGUCAUUAAUAAUUGUAAAAAAGAUAUUUGCGAAAUGCAUAAACUAUUUGUUAAAGAAAUUUCUUUAAUAAAUAAAUGCGAAACAGAGCUGCAGUCUUUUUUUCAGUUAUGCAAUCUGCAGAACAUAAGCAAUUGCUGUUGUUUUAAAGACUAUGAUUGGCUACCAAGAGGUAAAUAUCUUCAUGUGGUUGAUGAUCUCGCCGAUGAAAUAAAGUGUCUUAUGGGUACAACAAUAAGUAAAGCUUUUGCUCAGUUUCAUUAUCGACAAGCUUCAGAUAUUAAAUCUUUCCUGGCGGCAUACCUUAUGAAUUUAGAACAAAAUGAGCAAGUGCUUAAAGAAAAACUUAAUAUUUUUAGCAGCUUGACAUAAAUACAUUUCAAAUGUUACCCAAAUUCUUGCGAUUGACGUAAUAUAUAAAUCCACAAAACUAUUUUAUAAUGAUUGCAAUACUACAUGUAAAUAUGUAUGUACGUUAGGAUUGUUCUUUUUAAAAUAAUUUUCCGUAGGCUACCCUUUUGUUUGGUUCCAUUCUGGUAAAAAAAGAACUUUGUGGAAUUUGGUAAUUAAAAAUGCAAAAUAAACCAAAAAUCGCAUGAAAAUUCCAUAA